CUCAGUGAUACCUCUUGCUGUUUCUGUUGUACUUUUUACCAACUGAUCAUCGUGACUUUUUUUUUAAGAUUUGUUUUUUACUUUAUGUGUGAGUAUUUUGCCUACAUGUCUGAACGCCGUGUGCGUGUAGUACCAUCAAAGGUCAGAAGAGGUAGUGUGAUGAAACUGGGGUCUCAGGUAGUUGUGGGCCAUCAUGUGGGUACUGGAAACUGACCACUGAGCCAUCUCUCCAGCUCUUCUUCAUGACUUCUUAGACUGUACUUCAAAUGUCUUAUUCGGUCAGACAGAAGGUGAGUCAAUGCUCCUCCUUAUAAAGUGAAAAUUCUUACAGUUUCUUACAAAACUAAAGUUAAACUCCGGGGCUUAAGUUAAAAUGUAUAGUUGCAUAUAAGAAAGCAUCACGAACUUGAGCGCUGAGCUCAAUGAGAGAGGCGGGGUACAAAUGGAAGCACAUCAGAGAUUCGUACAGUUCAUUUGCUGGCCAAGCUCCUGGGUAGACUCUAAGUGACUCAGUGGAGAGGGGGAGCUGUACACACUGCAUAACACUGUGCUCUGGUGCCUGUAAGUUACUAGUGCACUUUCUAGAAUCACCUCAUCCAGAACACAAGGCUUAGUUAGGAUUCUGUGACAGAAAAGACAUUUAAUUAUCUGAGAUAGAGUCAAGUUUCAACCUGGUGAAUAGAUGUCCUAACCAGAUCACUGAGCUAAAGCCUCUGUGGCUGCUGGAGUGGAGAUGUGAACUUGGGUGGGCUUGUUGCACCUUUGCAGCAGAUGAAGAGUAGAGUGGAAAUCGAGCUGUUGUCCAUCCUUCCCUCCCAGGACCUCGGCUGCCUGGAUUGCCAGGAGCUGGAAGUUGACAUUGAAUCCAGGCUGAGGAUGGAAGGUGUGGAGCUGAAGGAAGAAUGGCAGGAUGAAGAUUUUCCAAUACCUUUACCAGAAGAUGACAGUAUUGAAGCAGACAUACUGGAUGUAACUGGUCCAGACAGCCAACCUGGCUCAUUAGAAGUUAAUGGAAAUAAAGUACGUAAGAAACUAAUGGCCCCAGACAUCAGCCUGACCCUGGAUCCUAGUGAAGGCUCUGUGUGGUCGGAUGAUUUGGACGAAGGCGGGGAAGUUGAUCUGGAAGGCUUAGACACCCCAUCAGAGAACAGUGAUGAAUUUGAGUGGGAAGAUGAUCUUCCCAAACCCAAAACUACUGAAGUCAUUAGGAAAGGCUCAAUUACUGAAUACACAGCCACAGAAGAAAAAGAAGAUGGACGCCGCUGGCGCAUGUUCAGAAUUGGAGAACAGGACCACAGGGUGGAUAUGAAGGCAAUCGAACCCUACAAAAAGGUUAUUAGCCAUGGAGGCUAUUACGGGGAUGGUUUAAAUGCCAUUGUUGUGUUUGCUGUCUGUUUUAUGCCUGAAAGUGGCCAGCCUAACUAUAGAUAUCUGAUGGACAAUCUCUUUAAAUAUGUCAUUGGCACUUUAGAGCUGUUGGUAGCAGAGAACUACAUGAUCAUUUACUUAAACGGUGCGACAACUCGAAGGAAAAUGCCCAGUCUGGGAUGGCUGAGGAGAUGCUACCAGCAGAUUGACAGACGAUUACGGAAAAACCUGAAGUCUCUAAUCAUUGUCCACCCUUCUUGGUUUAUCCGAACACUUCUGGCUGUGACAAGACCGUUUAUCAGUUCAAAAUUCAGUCAGAAAAUUAGAUACGUCUUUAAUUUGGCGGAACUGGCGGAGCUCGUCCCCAUGGAGUAUGUUGGCAUACCGGAGUGCAUCAAACAGUAUGAAGAAGAAAAGUUUAAAGAGACAAAAAAGAAUUGAUCAAGAGCUUAAUGGCAAACAGGAACCACCAAACAGUGAGCAGUAGGUCAGCGUCCUGCCGGAUGAGACAAAGAGCGCCAGGGAGGUGGCGGGGCUCUUGUGCUCAGUGUGCAUUCAUGGCUCGAGUUUUUACAUAAUCUGUUACAAAAUUUACUUGACUCCUUUCCAAGUGGACUCUUGUACAAGGGACUGUUCACUGCUGUAAUGGUUGGCAAUUCUUGAAUUUAGCUCUUUAAUGACUAAUUAUAUUGUAAUCAUUUUAUAUUGCUAAAUAGCAGAGAACUACACUUUAUAUAAAGCAAUUUUUGCAUUUGUUUAUUUGAAUGAUGCAUCUUCAGUAAAAUAUUUAUAUACAUAAAUGACAAAGGAAAGAAAUAAUAUAUAUUUUUUAUGUUGGGGGCAAUAUUUUUUAGUGUGUACCUAUCUCAUGGAAGAAUAUACACACACUUUUAAAUGUAAAGUGCAUGUAAGACUUGUUUUUGUAAAUGGUUGGACACAUUUCCUGGGUAACUUAGGCUGAGUUGUCCUCAAGCAAGGACAGUUAAGCUGACACGGAGUACCCAGGGUCGUGCACAUGAUCUAGUCAGUAGUAGCAGCCCAAGCUUCUCACUGGAAAGCACACUGCUUCUUAAUGUGGUGGAAGAGCCUGCAAGUGAAUGGCUCGCUUUCCUCUCUAAAGACGUGUUAGAACCAGAACCAGAGAUUUUGAGAAGCUGGUAGUUAGGGUUUGUAUAUAUGUAUAUAAGGGACAUUUUAUUUUACCCAAAGUCAGAACUGUUAAAAAAAGAGAGAGAGAAAGGAAGGAAGGAAGCUCUUAAGAUGUGUUCACUAAUGUGAAGUGAGCUGUGUCCGUGUGUGUGUGUGAAGCAGUGAGGUGUUUCAGAGCUGUGGUGAGUGUUCAGUCAGCUGCAUCUGGAGAGCAGAUGGGCUGGUAGUGAAAUGCUCCCGCGGGGCACUUUACCAGAGUACUUCCUCCUCAGUUAUUGUCACAGUGCUGUUUGACCUAAGCAGAUAGGUGUCCACAUAGCUGUUGGAUGGCAUGACAGUGCUUGCUAUACAUGGGUGAUUCUGUAAGUGUUGGAGCACCGCUGGUCUGCGCUCAGGAUGACAUUUAUUGUACAUAUGUCAUGUGGUUAAGUGCUUUGACUGAACAUUGAAAUAAAAUUUAUUUGUGCCUCCAUACAGGGUUUAAUUACCUACAAAAUCAUUCUAAACAACUUCUAGUCUUGUGUCAUGAACUUGCCUGGCAUAUACAUACUUAGUUUAUGUAUCAGCUUCAUACCAUGCAGCCCUUCCUGUAAGCUGUUUACAAGAGUGACCUAGCAAAGCAGAAUUGAAUCAGGUGUGAUCUAAACUUAGAAGAUUAUUCCCUCCCAUACUGAACACCUGACCUUCACUAGUGUCAGGUUUUAGUGUUACACUUCUAUUGCAAAAGGGAACUUUUCUUUAUUUCUUUGUCCUUUGCAGGCAUAAAUUUGACCUGCUAAGUUAAAACCAGUUACGGUCAAGCUGGAGGACUGGGUAGAACAUCCUCACAACCUCCCAGCUUGGAUCCAGCUCUCCACGCAGAUCCUGUAUUAGUGUCAUUGCAGUAAAUUGAGCCAAACCCAUUUUAUUUGUGUCGGUGAAGGAAACUUUAGGGGUACUGUGUAGAGCCAGGCGUGGUGGCAUCCCUCGUUAAUCCCAGCCCUUAGGAAGCAGAGGUCGACAGAGCUCAGAGUUUAAAGCCAGCCUGGGCUAUAGAGCUCUGUAGAUCCUUCUGAACUUAGCCCAAGAAUCACGAGGAGCUUGUAGAAGGUCUCAUCUGUCUCAACUCAGAGUAGACUGAGCUUUGUCUUUGCUUUGCCACAUUAAGUGCUUGGAUCUUCAGUUUCAAAAUACAGACAGUGGCUACAGCUUUUUGUUGUGUUUCCUUUUUUCAGAAGUGAUUUUUUUUUUUUUUUUUUUUUGUAAAUUUUUAAAAAGAAGUAGCCCAUAUUCAGUUAGAACAUUUAAGUUCAAGAGGGACUGGAGAGCUGGCUCAGUGAUGGAAAGAACACUUCCAGGUUUAGUUCCCAACACCCAUAGCAGGCAGUUCAUGCCUACCUGUAACUCCAGCUGGUGGGAUUCGAUGCACUCACUCGGCACCUGCAUACCAUGGUCACACACACACACACACACACACACACACACACACACACACACACACACACGUACACAAAACUCAAUCUUUUUAAAAUGAAUAAAAUUCAGAAGGGACAGCCAAGUAUCAUGGCACAUGCCUUGAAUCCCAGCACUAGAGUCUGAGACAGGAGAGUCUAAGUUUGAGGUCCAUCUAGGCUACAUAGCAAGCCCUCAACUCAAGGAAUAAAAGGGAACAGUGCUAACACUUGAAUUAUGGGGAAAACUGCUUUAACCUGCACUCGAAUGGCAUGGGGUGCAGGGAUGCGCCCACCCUAAAUGUAAAUGCCUGUGAGACUGGGUUGCUAACUAGUCUGCUAGAGGAAGAGCCAUAGUCAGUUGAUUUUUAAUUGGUAACAAUAGAACAUCUUCCUGCUUCAUUGUAUUCUAAUCUCCAUUACUAAUUGAGGUGCAAGUGCAUAGAGUAAUUCUUUGACUUUGUGCUGGGGUCAUGGAUAAACUUAACAGGUUUAAUUUAUGUUUUUAUUACCAUCUUUGUUGCACUUUGGCUCCGAUUGCUCCUUUUUUAUCCAAAGUUUUUCUUAGAAGAUAAUGUAAUUCUGUGUUCAGCUUGAUUGUGUGCCUGAAAAAGCACCAAGGGAAGCUGUGAUGUCCCUGCAUAUUGAAGCCUUUAACUCGAGGAGGCAAGAGGUGUGCUGAGCAGAGUUAGAAGAUAAAAUGAGAAAAGGGCCAUUAUAAACAAAGACUUGGUUAUUAGCUACAUGCCACCGAAAGUGUCCCUCUUAAGGGAAGUACUCUGUAUGGCAGCGGGUGGUUCCAUUUCCUGUACCCACAAGGAAAAGUAGAGGUCACAGAAGGUGUGGCUUGAAAAGGAAACUGCUGAUGGCACUUGUGAUGACAAUCUUGUUCUUUCUUCAGAUAGAAGUGGGUCUGAACGGUGGCAGAGUAGCUACAGGGUCCAAGUUGAGACGCUUACUGCCUUCCACAGUUGGUAAACAUUAAUGUUGGCUUCUGUGCCAAGUGUCACAAUUUAGUGUCACCAGCUCCUUGACAGUAUUCUUCCAGAGGACUUACGUCACAUCACUGCAGCCAUUCAUGUGAGUGCUCAGGGAAUUUGAAGAGGCAAUCUCACGUAGAAGUGUUCGUUCUUUGCAGUGAACUAUUCAGUUGAGAAUUCGCACUAGGAUACUUUAGUAGAGCAGGCCAGUUUCCUGAUAGAAUUGGUAGAUCUGUAUGAGAGGAAGCAUUGGCCUUCCUUUUCCUGUGUUAUAAGUAGAAAAUUGUUGCCAAGUGGUGGUGGUGGUGGUGGUGGUGGUGGUGGUGCAGGCCUUAAAUGCCAGCAGAGGAGGCAGAGGCAGGCAGAUCUCUGAGUUCAAGACCAGCCUGGUCCUCGGAGCAAGUUCCAGGGCUACACAGAAAAACCCUGUCUCAAAAAGACCAAAAAGGGGGGCAGUUGGGGGUAGAAAAUUGUUACCAGUGUUAAAUGAGAUUUGCAGAGACCGUUGACUGCGGAGGUGGCCACCCCAUCUGCUUUAGUUUUGUCCUCUGUGUCUCCCUCCACUCGCCCCCUGGCCCCCGUUUUAUUUAGAUAUUUCAGAAAUGGAUCUAUCAAAUCUCAGAGGGCUGAAAUAGGAGGAGUCUGAACACUUCCAGGCUGAUACUCGUGCUAGUGAGUUUAUCUUGUCCUAGGGGAUGGGGAUUGUGUAGUGGGGUUGCUGAGACCACGAAGAACUGGGGCAGCAGCAGCAGCAGGGCACUGUCUGCCCAGUGUUCUAAGCUAGUACUAAAUGACCGGUCGGAGGAGCCCUUCACUUUCAGCUCCCCUUCUGAGAUUCUCAGUGAAUUCAGAAUCAGGUCGGCAGAAGCCAAAUAAUGGAGCUUUAAAGUCCUGAACAGUAACAGAAACAAAACAGUAUGGAAUAGUAAGGGAUGACUACCAUUUGAAUAGGACAUUUUAUUGCAAUUAUAAAUAAUAUGUAAUGCUUGUGGAACCAAAUUUAAAAUGCUAUGAAAAGCUCACAUGCAGCACUUGAAAUCAAGUACUAGAUGAGUUUUCAGGCCAAGCUUGAUGGCAUGUGCCUAUGAGGCCGGUACUCUGGAGGCUAAGCAGGGAGGAUUGGGAGUUUGGGGCCAGCCUGGAUUACUUAGCAAGUUCCAGGACAACCUGGUGGGUGUACACAGUGAGACCUGCCCUGGGGAUAGGAUGGGGUGGGGUGGAGUAACAUUUAGUGUGUUCAAAUUAGUAAAAACUGAUACUAAGGUAUUUGCUUCAGAUAGCUGUCUAAAAGACUCCUACAGUAGUUUAAAACUUUGGGAUUUGAAGUUUUUAUGUAUUUGUAUAUCCAGUUUGACAAGAACUUGAUAACUGUCAGCUAUUCCAUUGGACCUUUGUAUACAGAAUUGCAAAAGGUUAAUGUCCUCCUGAGAACUGCUUCAUAUUUCCUUACAGAAACCUAACUAGUAAAUAUUGACGUUCAGGGCUGCUGGCUUUCACAGCCUUGGGGUGCUGUUCACACACACACACACACACACACACACACACACACACACAAAAAAAAAAAAAAAUUCAGAGUUCAUCAGACACUAUUGCACUUUGAUUUAUACUUCAAAAGUAUUUUUAUAACAAGCUCACAUGCUGUCAUUUAGACAAAGUUAACUCGCUGUGACCUUUUUUGCUGUUCUUAGAUUGUAUUUAACUAGACUAGUACUGUCAUUUCAGUGAGAAUUCAGUUUGAUUGUCUGCAGGAUACAGGUUGUAGUUCUAGUCAGUGAGCAGCCCCUGAUCAGCAAAAUGUGCUGUUUUCUCUUCUUUUGACUUGUUAUGAAUAGAGUGGUGUGUCCUAAUUUGUUGCACGUAUUACUACAACAUUAAUGCAUUUUAAUAAACUAGUUGGAAUAUA
This is a messenger RNA of Peromyscus leucopus (white-footed mouse), 6830 nucleotides long. It is a transcript of the gene Bnip2, whose product is annotated as BCL2 interacting protein 2. Gene Ontology annotation, cellular component: cytoplasm. Gene Ontology annotation, biological process: apoptotic process. The record is from RefSeq and is a predicted model, not a curated record. The transcript is spliced from 10 exons. The coding region runs from base 772 to 1809 and encodes 345 amino acids. Lineage: Eukaryota; Metazoa; Chordata; Mammalia; Rodentia; Cricetidae.